AAACAUCAACGGCAACUGACUGACAGCCCCCAAUUCCCCUUCUCCUUUCUUCUCACAGCCCUACGUCUACGUGCCCCCGUCUCCUGGAACCUCGACGGCUUUCAUAUCUCCCUCGAUUCUCUCCUUGCUUUCCUCUCAGUCUCGCUUCGUCGAUCUGCUUGGUAUUCUAUUCCAUCUCUUUUCAGUCCUCGCUCUAUCUCUCUUUCUCUCUCUGUUUUCUUGCCCCAAAAAUUAUAUGCUUAGUCUCUCCACCUUCACCUGAAUUGGAUUUGGAAGGUGUCUAGAUUCUGUCAGGAGUAAUCUCUGGAGUUUCAUCUUAAAGCAUUUGAUGAGAUGCAAGCUGAUUCGAUUGUUGAUGCAAAUUGCCCUGAUGAAGGAUGUGUUCAACCAUCUGUUGACCUUGCAACAGAAAUGCUGCCUUGCGAUUCGCAGAUCUCAAUUUCUGAUGAUGUCCAAAAUGGAACAACUGAUGACGUCUCGACUGCAAAAAGCAGUCCAAAAUCUCCUACUUCAGAAAACGUGAAUGAUCUGAAGUCAGGUGAAACAAAUGACAACUUGACUGGUGAAUCUCCCAAGUCCACGCCUGAUACAAAAAUGAAGAAAAUAAUAACGAAGGUGCCUCAUUUGGAAUUUAACUUCUCUGUAGUUGGCACGCCAAGGGUUCACAACCCCGUAGGAAAAUCAACUUCAAUGGCCAGGCAAAAACAACCUGUCUUACCCCCUACUAACUCCCGCCAAAAUGGAAGGACACAGAGUAUAGAUGACAAACCCGUGGUAAGAGAUAAAUUAACCUGCAACCCAGGACAUGAAAAGUCACGAGAACUAACUCAUGGCCAUUUAUUAGCUAGCCAACAACGAAAUGUACAUCCCCCUACUGGCUGCCAGCCAACUAGGAGAGCACAGAGUAGACCCAUGUCAAGAGACAAAUUAAAUUGGAAUGCAAAGCUUGAAAAGUCACCAGAAUUACCUAGUGCUCUUGCAUUAGCUGACCAAAAACCUGUUAUUCUCCCUCGUGAUUCCCAGCUAACUAGGAGAGACCUGAGUAUGAGUGACAAAACUAUGUCAAAAGACAAAUUAAGUUGGAGCAAUGAACCUGAAAUGUCAGCAGAACUAAUUCGUGGUCCUAGGUGUUAUGAUAGGAACUUUCAAUCAGAGCCAUCAUCUGCUAAGCAAACGUUUAGUUUUACAGUCUCUAGAGAUAAAUAUAACCUUCCUGAAUUUCGGACUCAAUAUGAAAAUGCUAAUUUCUAUGUGAUUAAAUCUUUUAAUGAAGAUGAUAUCCACAAGUCCAUUAAAUAUAAUGUUUGGACAAGUACUUCAUAUGGAAAUAAGAAGCUGAACGCAGCUUUCCUAGAUGCUGAAGCUAAAUCAAGUGAGACAGGAAAGAAGUGCCCAGUAUUCCUCUUCUUCUCUGUCAAUGGUAGUGGACAGUUCGUUGGAGUAGCUGAGAUGAUUGGACCAGUAGAUUUCAACAAAGACAUGAGGUUCUGGAAAGGGAAAAAAUACUAUGGUUUCUUCCCAAUCAGGUGGCACAUAAUUAAGGACGUACCCAACACCCAGUUUCGGUACAUUAUACUUCCAAACAAUGAUAACCAGCCUGUGACUUACAGUAGGGAUACACAAGAGGUUGGACUAAAGCAAGGCAUAGAAAUGCUCAAUAUUUUCAAGAGGUACUUAGCAAAAACAUCUUUGCUAGACGAUUAUGACUUCUAUGCCAAUCGAGAUCCGAAGAAAGGUGUCUCCUGCUCAAAGCAAUGUUAAGCACACGACUGUACAAAGGAAUCAUACUUCUACGACUACUAAAUGAUUACAGAGAGAGCUAAGGUUAAAUCAGGUGGCUUCAAUCCAGAUGCUAAUGCAUUUUUUCUCUGCAUUUUACUGAGAAUCUCUCUCUUAAUCCCUGUGGUGAAGGAGAUCUUCAUAGGCCUAAACAAAAUAUAAAAUUAAAUUUAAAAAGAAACAAAGGAGGAGGAGGAGGAGGAAGAAGAAGAAGAAGACCUUCGAUUUCUGCUCAGAAGGCAUCUUAAGAAUGUUGUAGAUUAGUUUGUUUUAUAUGAUCCUAGCGUUGCCCCCUCUUUUGCAGUCUUCUAUAUUUAUGUUAUCUUUUUACUUGUAAAAAUAAGGUUGAAUAGAAUAAUAAGUUCAAGUUCCGUGUGUUGAGUGGCAUGAUAAGUUAUUAGGUUCAAGCUUCUCUUUUCUCAGGCAAAAUUAGAAUAAAAAAGUCAAAUAGUGGGAAACAAAUUCCUGUAAGUAUGAAUAAAUGUUGCAAAAAUAUUUUUGGAUUAUAUUGCUUAUUUGUUUGAAUUGUAGGAUAGCAUCUUUUGAUUCCUA
Molecule: messenger RNA, 2331 nt
Organism: Neltuma alba
Lineage: Eukaryota; Viridiplantae; Streptophyta; Magnoliopsida; Fabales; Fabaceae
Exons: 7
Coding region: 334-1761 (475 amino acids)
Biological process (GO): mRNA destabilization
Cellular component (GO): cytoplasm
Molecular function (GO): mRNA binding
Source: RefSeq, a predicted model, not a curated record